AUGAAGAGUUGUAUUAUGGAUCUUCCAGGGGAGUUGUUAGACGUUAUCUUUGCCUAUGUGGACUGUCGAGGCACUGAUUUGUAUUCCAUUUGUCAGUGUGUACUUGUGUGUAAAAAAUGGAAGACGCCUGCUCAACGUGCUCUUUACUUGGUCAUACAACUAGAGAGUGAAAGCCAAAUAAGAACAUUAUUGAAAAUUAUGGGUGAUAAAAAAAAUAGAUUGCCAGGAAAAUUUACACAAUCUCUCGUGUUUAAUGAAGAUUUUGAAGACGAAGACACGCGUCCAUGGAUAAAGUUGUUUAUUAAAUUUUUUCCUAAUGUACGUCAUAUUUUUUCCGGAAAAGAUGACACCAAGUUUUAUCAGACAUUAAUUGAAGCACACAAUCUAGGAAUGUGGCAAAAUUUGAAAAGUAUUGGAACCUGCGCCGAGGAUUCUGUAGCUAGUCACAACGCUUGCGCCUUGCUACACCGGGAAACUUUGGCCCUUUUGCAUGUUCAUGAUAGCCACAAAAUUAGCAAUGGUUCUAAUUUAUACGACCAGCUAGAAUUAUUUCCUAAUGUUAAGCAGAUAUACAUUGGUACAAACAGGUACAACUUUUAUGAAAUUUCAGAACAUGUCACAAAGCAUAUGCACAAGUUAAACAAGGUUCAUUACGAUAUUUUGGUGGACACCAAUUUUGGUACUUUAGCACCAUACGAGCCUGUUGAUCUUUCGCUCAUUACACCUCAGCCUGGAGUUAAGAGUCUUGUCAUUGAAGCUGCCUCUUAUGAGAAUGACAACUUCUUGUUGUACCUGAUGAAGAAGUAUUCCAAACUACAAAGUCUCCAAAUAAACGAUCUUAGUAGUGCAAUCAUGUCGAACGAUGUGCUCUUGAAAAAAAUCAAAUCUUCAAAGAACAAUUUCUCUGUAAAUGUAUUAUCUCAAUUUAUGUUGUUUGUUUCUCAAUGUCCGAUUCACUCGACAGAUUUGUUAUACACAACACUUUAUACUGAUGAGAUUUUCCUCAAAUACUGGGACUUGUGUGGCCCUAAAAGACCAAGAAUGUUAGCAAUAACCUAUGCAGAAGGAUCAGAAUCUUGGCGAAAUACGGAAACACAACGUUCAAACAGCGACACUCUAGCACACAUUUACAUGAGUGCGGAUUAUAGAACACUGUCAAAUUCAAUGAUAAUCGAUUACAAAUUAUGUAACACCGUUUUCCCUCACCUCAGACUAAUCGAAAAAGCUGGAAAAGAGCUUGACCAUCUUGUGGCUUGUAUCGGUCAAGUCUACUAUAGAGAUACACGUAUUGAAGACGAUCAAGAGCUAAUGCGCAUGGUGGAGGGCAAAUGGUUCAGUCAUAUAAUCCAACAUUGUACAAAAUUGAAGUCGCUUCGUGUUUUGCAAACGCAUAUUGUCUGGUAUGAUUCUGUCCGUAAUUUUCCAAUCAACACUUUCAUUACUGAUUUGACGCUUGAACAAGUAGCUGUAUGUCAACACACUUUAAGAAGAGUAUCAUACCUUCUUCCCAAUUUGACAAGAAUUAUUUUAAGACAUAUUUACUACGAUAAAAGCGUUACAAACCAAAUCACCUCAGAACUUAAAAGUGUUAUCGACAUGCCAUUGGCCACACUCCGGUUUCUUUAUGCGCAAGAUUGUUUACUUGACGAAGAAAAGAAGACUUUACUCCCGAAUUUAAUUCAAAUUAAAUUGACGACCGCCAAAGGAGUUUCAUUUUAUCGUUCUGUUUUGGCAAAGGAUAUGGAUCAUCUGCAUUCCAUGAGACUUGUAGAAGAUUUUGAUGAUGAAGAAGAUUUAGAAAUUACCCGAGCCAUAGCAAUAACGGAAGCAGAGUAUUUGGACAAAUAUAGAGAGUAUCAAUGUUUAAGCCUACAGGUUAAUUGCAAGUCGAUCGAUUAUUUGGUGGUGUCUUUGAAAGAACUUAAUCCCGAGUUAGCAUGCUAUGUAUUAAUGGUAAAUGGAGAUUCCAAUACAAAUUUAUCUCCACUUGAAGAACGAAAUUUGCGCGAGCAUUACGGGAGAGAAAAUCAUCUUAUGGGUAAUCGACUCUGA
Molecule: messenger RNA, 2052 nt
Organism: Mucor mucedo
Lineage: Eukaryota; Fungi; Mucoromycota; Mucoromycetes; Mucorales; Mucoraceae
Exons: 1
Coding region: 1-2052 (683 amino acids)
Molecular function (GO): protein binding
Source: RefSeq, a predicted model, not a curated record